GGACUUUCCCGCUGGUGCGUUGUGGCAGAUUUUGCUUCUCCACACAGGCUGGAUUGCAUAGAUAUCGGCAUGGAACUCCCUCUCGGGCUGGAGUCCCUUUACGAGCAGCUCUCGCAGGCACAGCAGAGUCAGAUAUCGGGAUUGCUUCGAGAAGGACUCGCCGAUGAAGCUGAGCUAGAGCAUGAACUGGAUGCUGUACUUUCCUUCGUCCGUGAUUUGCAAGACCUUCUAGGAAGGCGCAAGAACAACAAUUAUGUCCUGGCUUCUUUCUUGUCUCCGAUACGACGCCUCCCUGUUGAGAUAAUGGCCGAAAUCUUCGAGCAAUGUGUCCGCGUUGACUCUGCGAAACUCGACUAUUUUUCCACUAAUUCCCAAGUGGCGCCACUUCUCUUGUUGAACGUAUGCUCGUGGUGGAGAAAAAUUUGCCUUGGCUCACCCAGGCUGUGGACGAACCUCACCUUCCGGGCCAAUGAAUACAGGGACAGCUUUGAUCCUGGCAAUCUGCUGGCACGCUCCGGACAAGCCCCUCUGAACGUAACUCUCAAUCCGACCGUCUCUCCGAACUAUCGAGAUAGAGAAGGACCACCUUCAUAUGUCCUUCACACCAUCCUUCGGUCUGAUCGAUUUGUCGCUGGUGUGAAAACGCUCGCGAUUCCAUCAGGCGCAGUGCCUGUCUAUGCGGAACUCCUUCAACCAAUGCAACAUUUCACUCAGUUAACCACACUCGCACUUAACCUAUGCCGUUACCAGGCACGCAACAUGGACAGAGGCGAUACUCUUGAAACCUUCUCCAAUGCGCCAUUACUGACCAGCCUUGAUUUGACGCUCUCUCGGAGUCCGCCACCAGGCGAUACGGCAUCAUAUGCAGUGUAUUUUCCCUGGGGUCAGCUUACCCAUCUAGGCCUUGCCUUCGAAUCCGCCGAUUGGGUUGGCUCAUGGCCAAUGCCGUUACUCCUCAAUAUCCUCCGUCGGUGUCAACUUGUCACCCAUUUAACGCUUGGGCGGCUCAUACCCUUCCCAUUCGCAUCAACUUAUCCUGUGUGCCAUCUUCCUGCUGUCAAAACCCUUGUCCUCAACAACAAUUCCACCAUGAUAUUGCCUUUCUUGGCCGUUCCCGGUGUCCAAGAGCUUGUCGCCGACAACGCCCACUGGGAUCCCGAAAAUUUUGCAUCCCUCAAGGCCAACUCCGGCCUGACAAAACUGCGGGUACUAGACUUCUGCCACUUGGACCCAACAAGCACCCAGAGUGUGUUGCGCAUUCUCUUCACGCAUGACAGCACAAUAGAAGAGCUUCGCCUGCCAAUACUCAACGACGAAGCAUUGGUGAGAAGCCUGAUAUGGCUGCCCAACCGGUCAAACAACAUCCUGCCGAGGUUGACUUAUCUCUGGAUUGGAUUGACGACGAGGGAAGUGAUGAGCGAUGGAGGUGCGCUAUUCCUCCAAAUGGUUCGUUCUCGUGUACGGCUGCAAACGGAAACCAUACCAAGAACCUCCGAUGGUGAAACCCGGAGCUUCUUGGUCAAAGUAGAAGCACACAUUCCUGCAGCUGACUGGAGCGAUGCCGUUGCGGAAGCGAAGUUAGAAUUGCUACAUUGCGGUGUUUUACUUUUACCUGGAAUAUCAAUCAAUCUGUAA
Molecule: messenger RNA, 1635 nt
Organism: Mycena indigotica
Lineage: Eukaryota; Fungi; Basidiomycota; Agaricomycetes; Agaricales; Mycenaceae
Exons: 1
Coding region: 70-1635 (521 amino acids)
Source: RefSeq, a predicted model, not a curated record